This is a messenger RNA of Phasianus colchicus (ring-necked pheasant), 1336 nucleotides long. Lineage: Eukaryota; Metazoa; Chordata; Aves; Galliformes; Phasianidae. The record is from RefSeq and is a predicted model, not a curated record.
GCGCCCUCCCCUCGCUCCCGCCCCCCCCCUGGGAAUCCACUUUCUGUCUUUCAGCUCCCGUGAGGAUGCGGCAGGCCAGGCCGGCCGGCCGCUCGGCGUCGCCGGGGACGCGCCCCGCGUGGGACUGAGCUCCCCCCGACCCCCGCCCGCUCGCCGCCACCAUGAACACCAACGUGUGCGUGGAGAGCGGCCCCAACCCCGAGGCGCCGGGGCUGCCCAAGGACAGCCACCUGCCCGAGGGGGCCCUCAACAGCCUUGUGGAUUACAACUCGGAGAUGGAGAGGUACCGCUCCUUCGCCACCUUCUACAAGACCAACGGCGGCGCCUUCCCGCAGGCGGCCAAGAUCGCGCGCAUCACCACCCCCAUCUUCCCCAGCGCCGCCGCCGCCGCCGCCGCCCGCAUCGGCAUGUCCCCCUGGAACUGCGACACCGCCACCGCCGCCGCCGCCACCGCCAUGCUCUGGGGCAGCGGCGGCGGCGGCGGCGGCGCGGCGGGCGGCGCGAGGAAGCCCUCCUCCUCCUCCUCCUCCUCCGCCGCCGUCGCCGCCGCCUCCGCGGCCGCCGCCGCCUCCUCGCUGCACGCCGGCAGGGGCGGCAUGCACCACCGGAGCGACUCGCAGCGCCUGGGCAAGCCCGGCUGCGCGCCGGCCGAGCAGCCCGCGCUGCCCAUGGCCAACGGCAACUUCCUCUCCGGCCUGGCCCCCGAGCACUGCCGGCCGCUGGCGGGCGAGUGCAUGAACAAGCUCAAGUGCGGCGCCGCCGAAGCCGACAUCAUGAACCUCCCCGAGCGCGUCGGCACCUUCUCGGCCAUCCCGGCGCUGGGCGGCCUCUCGCUGCCGCCCGGGGUCAUCGUCAUGACGGCCCUGCACUCCCCCGCCGCGGCCUCGGCCGCCGUCACAGACAGCGCCUUCCAGAUCGCCAACCUGGCGGACUGCCCGCAGAGCCACGCCUCGGCCGCCCCCGCCUCCGCCCUGGGAGGCGGCGGGGCCGGGGCCGGGGCGGGCAACCCCGCCAAGAAGAAGCGGAAACGCUGCGGGGUGUGCGUGCCCUGCAAGCGGCUCAUCAACUGUGGAGUCUGCAGCAGUUGCAGGAACCGCAAAACGGGACACCAGAUCUGCAAAUUUAGGAAAUGUGAAGAGCUUAAGAAAAAACCUGGCACUUCGCUAGAGGUCAGAGGAGAUGAUUUCUUUUUCCCCAGCCUCCCGCCGUCCCUCCUCAACCCCCUGCCCCCGCCCCUGCAGUGCUUCUUGUCUAGCUUCAAGAUGCAGCACCCGUUCUCCGAGGCCUCCUUCAGGCUCUGAGGGUGCUCCCGCCGCCGGCGCGGCCCCGCGCCCGC